AUGGCUCCUUCACCGCAAUCCUCGGUGGAGAAUGAGGACGACAAGUUUCCAGCACAGCAAUUAUUCGUCCUAGGCCUGUGUCGAUUUGCGGAACCCAUUGCUUUUACGUCCAUCCUAGCCUACAUCUACGUCUUCGUCCAGGAUGUACGAACAGAUGAUGAGGCCAAUGCCGCCUUUUACGCUGGCCUAAUGGUCUCUGCUUUUGCUUUGGCCGAGGCCUGCACGGCCAUGAGCUGGGGCUCCCUGAGCGAUCGGAUUGGGCGGAAGCCAGUCGUCCUCUUCGGCCUUGCAGGUACGGCACUAUCAAGUCUGGUAUUUGGUUUCGCAAAGAACUACUGGCUUGCCCUGGGAGCUCGAGUCAUUGGUGGCCUCCUGAAUGGUAAUGUUGCUGUUAUUCAAACCAUGGUGGCAGAAAUGUGCAAAAGACCAGAGCAUGAGCGUGGGUACCCUCCAUCGACACCAGGAAGUGCUCGAGCUGACUGUUACUUUGGAUUUGCAGCACGCGCAUACAGUGUGAUGCCGUUCGUCUGGUCUGCCGGUUCCAUCAUCGGUUCUGCCAUGGGCGGCUAUCUUGCUCAGCCUGCGAAGAACUAUCCUUCCGUAUUCCCUCCGGGUGGCCUAUUCGGACAAUACCCGUACCUUCUACCAAAUCUAGUGGCCGCCAUCUACAUUGCUUUGACCAUCUUAGUAGGCGCCAUCUUUCUCAAGGAGACAAAUGUUCCUGUUCGUGCAAAAGCCCCUGUACAGGGAGCCUCACCCACGGCGAGUCCCGAUGAACGAACACCUUUACGCUCGAGCCGAAGCACCGAGCACGCCCGGCGCGGCAAUGAGCCGGAUAUGGCCAGUAUCAACACCAAUCGACGACCUUCGUUGCUCGGCACCAAUAUGCCUCUCACAACCGGUACUACAGCCGAUCUUCGCAGGAUAUCUACAAUCUCAGCCAGCACAGCCGGCGGUAUUUUGCCCAUCUUUCCUGACACAAAUGAACUAAGGCGAAACUCAAGUGCCAUCAGUGAUGAUGAAGACGAAGAAUCGUCCACGUCAAGUUCAAGUUCAAGUCCUUGGACUCGUGAAGUGAGACUCUUGAUCAUCCAACUUAUCCUUAUGGCGUAUUACCAGAUGGCGUAUUCCUCCCUCUUACCGGUCUUCUUCAUCGACGUACCCGACUGUGCAGGUCUGGAUUUCCGGGGCGGUCUUGGAUACACGGUUCGCAAUGUGGGCACGUUCCUGUCCGUAAAUGGCUUCGCUUCAUUAGUUAUUCAAGGCUUCAUUUUCGCACCGUUUGUGGGCCGAGUCGGGGUGUGGAAGUCUUUUAUCUGGCUGACCAUACUCGUCCCUCUCACCCACGCGGCUGUUCCAUUCUUAACAGCACUGUCGGGCACAGCGUUGGUGGGAGCCAUCUAUGUGGAUCUAAUCAUGAACAACUUUUGUCUCAUUGUGAUCUAUCCCUGCCUGUUGAUCCUGUUGAAGAACGCAACUCCCUCCUCGUCCAUGCUGGGACAAGUCAAUGGACUGGCGAUGGCAGCAUCAUCAGGCGCGCGAACAUUUGCUCCACCUCUAGCCGGAUUUCUCUACAGCAAGGGAGGUUCGGCAGCCGGAUGGUGGAGCAUCGCGGCGGUGGGGAUCCUCUCAGGGUUGGUGAUUCUUCCGAUGACACCGCCUCGCAACGAUGAUGGAAGUGAAGCAUGA
Messenger RNA from Exophiala aquamarina CBS 119918, 1689 nucleotides. RefSeq lists its product as uncharacterized. NCBI's taxonomy places the organism in Eukaryota, Fungi, Ascomycota, Eurotiomycetes, Chaetothyriales, Herpotrichiellaceae. Gene Ontology annotation, molecular function: transmembrane transporter activity. Gene Ontology annotation, biological process: transmembrane transport. The record is from RefSeq and is a predicted model, not a curated record. The transcript has 2 exons. The coding region runs from base 1 to 1689 and encodes 562 amino acids.